AUGAGCCCUUCAGGAGAGAGCGCGGUGGAGACGCGCCUUAACCGCACCUGCGAGGGGUGUAGGAGGCGGAAGAUUAAGUGCAUUCCAGACCCCUCCGAGACGGACCUGUUGUCCAAGAGAUGCACUCGAUGCACCAAGCUGGACCUUGACUGUGUGUUCCACGCUCCUGCGACAAAGAGGAGACGAAGACGCAACGAGACGCGGAUUCGCGAGCUUGAGCAGAAGCUUGAGGAGGUUCAGCGAUCUGUUGCGAGAGAGCAGAGAGCGGAACUUUGGACCCCUUCGACUUCGGAAGCUUCGACGACUCCGGCAAGCGCCAAUGAACAAUUGCUGGCUCCCAGUCGAAUUCCGGCCACAUCCCCAGCACGCCCCGUGUCCCACGAGAUCCCCGACCAACUGCCUGCCAAGGAGGACCCCAUUGCUCGGGGAAUUAUCGAUGAAUCACUAGCUGAAGAGCUGUGUGUUCAAUUCUGCACUGAGCUCCUACCGCGAUACCCCCUGAUUCUACCCCCGGUUCCCCUCUCUUGGCGCGCCCUGCAACGGCAUCGCCCAGCGCUCUUCCGGGCGAUGUUGGCAACGGCUUCCAGCAGUUUCAAACCGAGUCUCUGGAAAUCAUUAUUCCAAGAUGCGGAGAGAUAUGUCAUGGAGCAGGCCAUGAUAUUUGGUCGGAAAUCGCUCGAUCUCAUCCAGGCAGCGUUGGUUCUCGCGACCUGGAGUCAUCCUCCAGAUAGGUUCCAAGACCUCAAUUUUGGCCAGUUUGUCAAUAUUGCGGCGACUAUGGUGAUUGACUUGCGGUCUUCGAAUGAUAAGCGGUAUCAAAUUCCGUCCUCUGAUAGCGAGGCUGCACAGACUGGGGAGUAUCUUGAGGCCGCGAGAACGUUUUCUGCUUGCUACCUGCUCUGCUCCAGUAUUGCAAUGGCGUUUCGUCGACCAAAUACCCUUCGUUGGGGAUCGUGGGUCAGGGACUGCACAAAUAUCCUGGAUCCUCGGCCCAUCGCCCACAUUGGCGACCGUCGCCUCGCAGCAUGGAUUAGACUGCAGAGGCUCGCCGAAGAGAGCCUCACGAUGGUUGGAUUAGACGAGGGCUCAUCGAUCAACUUUUCAGACGCACGCACUCGUAUCAUUCUCAAGGGAGGUUUCGAGCGAGUCAAGGAAUGGAGGCAAAAUCUCCCCGACGACAUCAUGACUGAAACCCUUGAAAUACAUCACUACAUGAUCCUCCUCAACUUUUGUGAACCCGGUCUCUACGACAACCACGAACUCCAAGACUUUCGACCACCGUACGCCAUCCACACGUUGCCCUCCACAGACGUCUUUACACGAGACUCGCCGCAGUUUGUCGACGCACGGAUAGAGUGUCUAGACAUUGCACACAACCUCAUCAACAUGUUCCUCCGCCUCGCGGGUGACGGCCUACGGCAAGUGCCUGUGAUUGUGUUUACGAGAAUGAUGUACGCGGUUGUUGUCAUCAUCAAGCUAGAGGUGUUUAACAGGCCUUCUUCUGAGGUGGGAUACAUGUCGAAGGGGGAUCAUAUGUCUGCGAUAGACAUGCUUCGUCGCAUACUUGCGUGUCUCGCGACUGCAGCUGAUGGAUCGCGGUUCCGUGUUCCAGCCACGUUCCAUGCCGUGCUUCAGAGGCUGUUGAGUCGAUGUGGAGAGAGUUUCUCGCGCCUACAUAUGGGGCAGGAUGAAAUAAUAGAACCCUUGAUGAACCUCCAAGUCGACGAGUCAAGACACGAACGAUCCAUCACUCCUCCCGCCAUUUCGAGACCACCGGCACCAGAUCAUCAAGCAUUUGCUAUUGACCCCGCGCUUCACAACAUGGAGGUUCCUUCAUUCCAGGAUCCAUCGAUCUCAUUCAACGAUUUGUUUCAAAGUGCCCCGGAUGAUGCCGCGGCCAUGAUGUUCUGGAAUAGUUUCCUCGGGGAUGGGUAUUUCCCGAUGAACCCCGAGCAAGGAGGAUGUGAUAAUGGCAUGAUACACUACUAG
Messenger RNA from Fusarium falciforme, 1989 nucleotides. RefSeq names its product Zn(2)-C6 fungal-type domain-containing protein. Gene Ontology annotation, biological process: regulation of DNA-templated transcription. Gene Ontology annotation, molecular function: zinc ion binding; transcription cis-regulatory region binding; DNA-binding transcription factor activity, RNA polymerase II-specific. The transcript is spliced from 4 exons. Gene Ontology annotation, cellular component: nucleus. Bases 1 to 1989 code for a protein of 662 amino acids. The record is from RefSeq and is a predicted model, not a curated record. NCBI's taxonomy places the organism in Eukaryota, Fungi, Ascomycota, Sordariomycetes, Hypocreales, Nectriaceae.